Molecule: messenger RNA, 879 nt
Organism: Chaetomium globosum CBS 148.51
Lineage: Eukaryota; Fungi; Ascomycota; Sordariomycetes; Sordariales; Chaetomiaceae
Exons: 3
Coding region: 1-879 (292 amino acids)
Biological process (GO): chromosome segregation
Cellular component (GO): MIS12/MIND type complex
Source: RefSeq, a predicted model, not a curated record
AUGGCCUCCGAACAAGACCCUCCCGCCCCGGCGCAACACCAGCGCCAACCACAACCACAGGACCCAGAUACCGAGAUGCCCGACCACCACCACCAACAACCACCAGCACCACCCAGUCAAACCGACCCCUCCGCCGCCACCACCACCGAAGCAACCGAACCCCCCCCCCCAAACCAACCCGAAUCCCAACCCCAAGACCAACCCCAAGAAACCCGGGAACCCCAAGAAAAGAAACAACCGCCGCCACCCCCGCCAGCACCCGGUCCGCGCGCGGCACGACUGCAGGCGCUGUUUGCGUCGACGGCAAAACACACGCUGGACAAGAUCAACAAGGAGAAUUUUGGGGCGUGCUUCCCGACUAUUUCGGAUAAGGCGCCGGGGACGCUGGAGUUUGUGCAGCGGCAGAUGGUGGAGCGGCUGGGGGGGUUGUGGAAUAAAGAAUUCGAGACCAUCAUGACCAACCGGCAGGUGGUGGCACGGCUGAACGAGCUAGAAGAACUAGUCAGCGACGCUGCCCGGCGGAGGACAGAAUCCGACGACCCAAAUUCACCGCCAGUUCCACCACACACUCUCCCCGCCCCCACCAUCCUGCACGCCCACCUGACCCCGCACCUGGCCUCGCACCAAUCGCAGCUCAACGCCAAACUGCAAAACACGCAGGCGGCCAACGCGCGGCUGUGGGACGAGAUCCGGGCGCAGCGGGCCGAGAUGGAGGCGCUGCUGGCCGGCGUGGAGAAGGCGGUGCGCGACACGGAGGGCGCCAACGCAUUGCUGGGCGAGGUCGCGGACGAGUUGGCGGCGGAGACGCGGGCGGCGGAGAAGGAUGUGCGGGGGGUUAGUGUUGGUAGUGUUGGUGGGGGUGGUGGUGUAAAUAAAUAG